AGGAGCAAGUUUGGGAAACCUUAUAGGCUAGUAUCCACCGUGUGACAAUGUGCUAUCAAGGCCGGCCCUAAAAAUUGAGUGCCCUGGGUCUAUUUUCGUCAGCUAUUUGGUAAUAGCUCAGUAGUCGGGACAGGGCAUCGUCUGACUCUAUCGUUGAGAGACAUGGACCAGCCGCGUACGGGACACACUUCAUUGACUAAUUUUAAUUGUUAAUACUGAUGCUCUGAAUGCGAAAACAAUCAAACUGCGGCUCUAUUGGACUUCAAGCGAUAGAUUGGGAUGCGAAAUUGUGCGGUUCUCAUUGGAAUGCGGUCAUCUUUGGAAUAAACAAACGCAUGUGAUGCUAAGGCGCAUCUGCACUGCUGCCAAGAAUAAUAAGACUAUUUGACUGUGGGGAGUUUUCUUGUCAUUUGAUUGCUAAUAAUCCAUCCAGUUGGAUUGUCAAAAACCUAUGAAACGAUUUGAAGGUCGCCUUCGAUUUGAGAUGCUGGCGAUUAACUGCGCUUUAAUUGUAGCGUUCAUGCACAGCGGGACAGCCUCCAGGUGUGUAGACCAUGCCUGCAGUCCUCCCAUAGGCAACCUGGCCAGUGGUAGGACCCUCACCACCCUCUCAGGCUGCUGUGGGAAUGGGUCCCAGCACUCCCCAUGCCCCACUCCCCUCCACACCUGUCCAGAUCAUCUCCACCCUCCUGCCCACAUGGUGGAUGAUCCCUUCCUACACCCAGACACCUGGUGGGGCUCGGGCGUGGGCACUGACCAGGAGGAGGAGGUCCGUCUGGACCUGGAGACCCGUUUCUGUCUGACCCAUGUGGUGCUGCUGUUCCAGUCACCCAGGCCCGCUGCCAUGGCCAUGGAACGCUCGCAGGACUUCGGCCGGACGUGGGAUACACUCAAGCUGUUUGCACAGAACUGCAGUCUGGCGUUUGGUCUUCCUGAUGACACCAGUCAGCAUGGCUCGCGGUGUACGUCCCGGUACUCCAGUGCCAAGCCGUGCAGCAGGGGAGAGGUGAUAUUUCGGACUCUGGGUCCUGGUGGAUUAGUUGACCCCUACAGUCCAGAGGGCCUUUCCCAGCUGACCCUCACCAACCUCCGCCUCAGACUUCUCAAGGCUCAGACCUGCCCAUUAUCUGUUGCGUCUUCCACCACUUCUUCCUCCAUCAGACUCUUCAAACCUCCUGCGGACCUGAAUCUUCCCCUUCUCCCUCCCCCCCAGCCCAGCUCAGAGGCCCCUGCCUCAGCCCCAUUUGCCAUUUACACUCUUCUGGCUCGGGGGACCUGUCUCUGUCAUGGCCAUGCAGAACACUGCUUACCCCACAGAGGUGGACAGGACACACUGAAGGACAUGGUGGCUGGCAGGUGUGUGUGCACUCACCACACAGCAGGAGAACACUGUGAAAGGUGUGGCCCACUCUACAAUGACCAGUCCUGGAAGCCAGCCAAUGGCAGCAGUGGGGAGCCACACCCGUGUCAUAAGUGUGAGUGUCACGGCCAUGCAGAGAGCUGUCAUUUCUCCAAGAGGGCAUGGCUGUCCUUGGAGGGCACCAGUGGGGGUGUCUGUGACGACUGCCAACACAAUACAGCUGGGCGCAGGUGCCAGCGCUGUCGCCACGGUUACCACCGCCAACCAGCCAUGCCCCUCAACUCCCCCCACAUCUGCACACGUUGUUGGUGUGACCCACUGGGCUCAUUACCAGCCAUCUCUGGGGAGGAGGGCCGAUGGUGCCACCCCAGGAGUGGACAGUGCCAUUGCAGACCUGGUGUGGGGGGAACAGGCUGCAACCACUGCCUCCCUGGAUACUGGGGCUUUGGGGGAGAGGGGUGCAAACCCUGUGCUUGUCCCCAAAACUGUGACCCCCACACUGGGCUCUGCCUGGACAGCUAUGCAAAUAACCAGGUUUUAAAUAUACCUAUGGGAGGCAAGAUUCUUGCCAUGGACCAUGCCUUGACCACUGAGGGUGAGCCAGUGUGGUCAAAGCAACUGGCAGUCUCUUCCCUGCACUACACAGGGAAAUGCAGUUGUAAGGAGAGAAAGUUGAGGAGUGUCUCAGAUCUCUGCAAGACCAAAUAUGCCUAUGUGAUCAAAGCCAGUGUGUUGUCAGCUCAUGACAAGGGGAGCCACGCAGAGGUACAGGUCAAAGUUCGCAAGGUCCUGCGUUCAGGACAGGUGCCUCUCUCCCAGGGCACCCACAGUAUCUACCCCCUCUCCUGGACUAGCCAGGGGUGCACCUGCCCCAUCCUUAAUCCAGGUGUGGAGUACCUACUGGCGGGUCCAGAGGAGGUAGAGACAGAGCGGCUGCUGGUCACCAUGCAGAGUGUGGUGGUUCCCUGGACCCCUCAACUGGGGACCCACAUAUCGGAGGGCCUAAGGCAGGGCUGCCCAGAACACCCUCUCCAAACCCAUAACAGAGCAAUUUGAAAGGCAAUUGGGGGUUGUAUCACUGGUUCAAUAGAUAAUUCAGGAAAGGGACUGAAAGUCAGUGGAAAAGGCUUGACCGAGUGUCUUGACCAAUGACGGCUAUGGAAAAUCUUCCCCCUAAAAGACUACAACCCUGCCAUAUGAUGCAAAGAGGACUGACUGGAAUCUUUUGAGCCAUUCAUGUGAAGAUGAUUUAACUUGGGGGAAAUACCACACACAAACAUUUUUUAAAAAAAAGCAUCCUUCUGGAAUCCAAUGAAUGUUUGGGUAGUCAUAUUUGAGCCAUUAUAUUCUGCAAGCCAGUGUUAACUAUCAGACACAACAAACCCGGGUAUACAAGCUUUACAGACAUUACAUGCCUUUAAUGAUAACAUCAAAAUGCCUACUAGGUUCUAUAACAAUAUAUUACAGUCCAGUCUCUGCUUUUAGUGUACUAUAUAUUUAUCAGUAUCCAAUUCCAAUCAUUUAGUGUUCCAAUUAAAAUGCUAAAAAUACACCUACUUAAAUAUUGAGGCACACAAGAGAGUGCACUGCUCUAGUCAGCAGCCUUCUUGGUGGGGGGUUUCCCAGGUCAGGCCACACUCCAUUUUCUUUUCUAUUGUUCUUCAUGUCUCUCUUCAGCGUAGUGCAAUCGCAGGGUGCAGGUCUGGUGGUAAUCUAAGUCUACACAUGUCCCAGCCAUCGCCAUCGCCAUCUUCUUUUCCCGCAACAAAUAGGGCUUACAAAGUACAUCAAAAGAUAAACCUGAGAAACUUAAGUGUUACGAAAAUGUAGCUAAUAUCUUAAUCCAAGGCUGUGUGUGUGGUGCAGUUUUACCAAAGAAUAAACUCAGGAUCCCUGAGGAAGAAUCACUUUCAAAGCAUCAUGGGCCAGUUGUAUAUAUGAAUAGGUAGCUUCAUUUGUGUUUGAAGGAUUUAAACAUAAGAUUAGAAAGGUGUGAAAGAGGGAAUGAGACAUGGUUCAGUAUUAACUUUA
Oncorhynchus keta (chum salmon) is the source of this 3391-nucleotide messenger RNA. Its product is annotated as netrin-4-like. The transcript has 10 exons. Gene Ontology annotation, biological process: cell migration; basement membrane assembly; substrate adhesion-dependent cell spreading. The record is from RefSeq and is a predicted model, not a curated record. Gene Ontology annotation, cellular component: laminin trimer. Gene Ontology annotation, molecular function: protein binding. Bases 452 to 2416 code for a protein of 654 amino acids. NCBI's taxonomy places the organism in Eukaryota, Metazoa, Chordata, Actinopteri, Salmoniformes, Salmonidae.